UGGAAAUCUUCCGCAAAAAAACAACUUUCAAGGAAGUACUUUCAGUUUCUGUCAUAACACUAGUAUAUAUUAUAUUUUCCGCUGCGGCUGCGAAUAGGUAGAUACACUCACACUCGGAGCACUUAUAUUGGAUAAAGUUUAUCACGAUAUACACCAUUGUUGAUGAUGAUUUUCCUUGAAGUAAAAAGUGUUGAAGACAUCAAGCUAGGAGAUUUGAUUGAACUUUCCAGAAUGGGAGGACUGUACGCUCAUUGGGCUGUGUAUGUUGGUGACGGCUACGUAAUUCAUCUUUCUCCACCCCCAUCAAAAACACCAGCAGCGAGUGAACUGUGUUCUGCAAUAGCUACUAGCAGUGGUGUCACUACUAUCAGCGGAGAAGCAAUUAACAUGUCGCUUUUUGGCAGUAUCAAAGUGCGGAGGGACAAGUUAACAGUCGUGGCGGCGGGAUCGGCAAUUGUUGUGAACAACGAGUGCGACUCUGAGAUGACCCCAUACCCAGGACAAACCGUGGUUAAGCGCGCCGAAUCAAAGCUUGGAACGAAUGACUACAAUCCCUUGAAAUGGAAUUGUGAACACUUUGCCACAUGGUGUAGGUAUGGUAAAGCAGUAUCUAAACAGGUGCCAUUCAGUAAGGGCUUGUCCAACAACGCGUAUUUGGUGCAGUUGCCUGGUAUCGAAGUCAUUCCGCAUGGGUCACUUCCUGAAGACAUUGGUAUUAAAGGAAAUAUAGCUGUAGGACACCUUAUUGGCGCUGAAGGCAUUCCGCCUGAAAGAUUUGCUGAAAACAUGGCUGACGUAGGAAAUGCAGUUUUGAGACUUGCACUUGGAAUUCCGCCUAUAAAUCAGCCUGGGUGUGCAAUCAUGUGAUGAAACAUUUCAAAGAUCAGACAUGGAAGAAGUGAAUGAGUAACAAGUUCAUCAAACAUAUUCGAUCUAAAUCUAAAAUGAAGAUGCAUACUUCAUUUUUAUUUGCAUUCCCGGUCCUUUUGGGAAGAGAAGCAAAGAGGUAAACAUUGAGUCUGUGAAUGUGGAGUAAGGUCUACAAUUUGGGGAAGGUCUGACUUUUCUAGCCUGAAAUCCUCAGUAUGUUAUCCAUGUCAUCCUGUGGCUAUAUUUGUCAAUAACUGAUAGCACACUGAUUUACCAAUGCUGUGUUCUAUUAAUAGCAUUUAACCCAGUCUUAGUGAUGUACCAUGUGACCUCGCUUCUUGCCAAAUUAUAAUUGUGAAGUGGAUUUGAAAACUUAAUGAUUCUAACGCCGACCUUUAUAGAGUUCCAAAUGUAUAUUGUAGUUUAUCUAAGUAAACAUCAUUUCGAAAUUGGAGGUCGAAAAUAAGUUUAAUCCAUACAUAUACAAAAGUUAAAACUCUGGUACAAUUUGAGAAACACGAACAGAACUGUUCGACAUUUGUUUUAUAGUAUUGUUGUUUGUCGAUAACAUGGUAGUUCAAAACAGCGAGGGUAUGGUUAUGAACAGAACCUUGACAAGACAAAACACAUAAGAACGAAAUAGAAAGCUCAAAAUCAAUAUAUGACAUUGGGUGUAAUAAUUGUUAAAACAAGUGCUUCUAUUUUUAAUAUUUAACACUAAUGAAAUUUUAAUAGUUUUGACUAUUGACAAAUAAGCAAAUCAAUAAAUGUAUUGUUAUAUGACAUCAGAUAUAGAUUUUUACAUUUUAGUCUUCUUCAAGUUUUGAAAUCAGCCCAGCAAGCAUGUGUAGAAUAAAGACCAGUCUUAAAAACACAUUGUGGAGGGCGAUUUCUAUACAGAAGAUUCUGCAAGAGUGUCUUUUUAUAUUCAGUUUGUUAAACGAGUUGAAUAAAAGAAUAAAAUGCGAA
Molecule: messenger RNA, 1839 nt
Organism: Mercenaria mercenaria
Lineage: Eukaryota; Metazoa; Mollusca; Bivalvia; Venerida; Veneridae
Product: phospholipase A and acyltransferase 2-like
Exons: 5
Coding region: 163-867 (234 amino acids)
Biological process (GO): N-acylphosphatidylethanolamine metabolic process
Cellular component (GO): cytoplasm
Molecular function (GO): A2-type glycerophospholipase activity; glycerophospholipid phospholipase A1 activity
Source: RefSeq, a predicted model, not a curated record